This is a messenger RNA of Cyclopterus lumpus (lumpfish), 4572 nucleotides long. It is a transcript of the gene sstr1b, whose product is annotated as somatostatin receptor 1b. The transcript has 2 exons. Gene Ontology annotation, biological process: neuropeptide signaling pathway; cellular response to glucocorticoid stimulus. Gene Ontology annotation, molecular function: somatostatin receptor activity; neuropeptide binding. Lineage: Eukaryota; Metazoa; Chordata; Actinopteri; Perciformes; Cyclopteridae. The coding region runs from base 1650 to 2756 and encodes 368 amino acids. The record is from RefSeq and is a predicted model, not a curated record. Gene Ontology annotation, cellular component: membrane; neuron projection.
AAAAACAAGUGUCUGACAGCACAGAGGGAGGGAGAGCGGGCUGAGAGCGCGUGGCGAGGCGGAGGAGAGUGUGGCGGCAUUAAGCAGCUCGGAGAUCUCCGGAUGCUGACAGACGACAGCUGCUGAUGGGAAGAGGGAGACAAGACUGUCACACAGAGGAGGGCAGCAGGUACACUGUCCACGCUCAUCGUCACGGCGAUUGGGAUGGGAGGACGGCGCCGCCUCCGCAGCUACACAUAGACGGCAAGUUACCAGCGCACACCUGCAAGCAUCACAGUUUAUCUUCAGAGUCGGUCAAGGUUUCCAUAAUUCAGGUCACAGAAAAUGGGAGCUCAGUGUAUCCCGAAGGCAAGAACUGUGUGAUUUUUCUGCACUCUGAAACGGCUGUGAAGCUCCAUGAGACAACACGAGUGCCGAAGCCAAGCAUCACAACCUCUAAGUGCACACUCAAUGUGAUUUUGACCUGCUGGAACGGGCAGCUUCGAUUACCAGAUGGAGUGUUCUGUAUUUACUGUGUGUCCAAGUGAUUGUACUUUGCUUUUGUUCAGAACUCUGCACUUACAACUGGAACAGAUGGGCAACACAAUAUUAACUUAGGAAAGAAAAUGGAAUGCCCACUAAGAAUCCUGCAAAUCAGUGUGUAUAGAUAGUGGUUACCCUUGAGAGCAAUUGCUGCAUACCCCGUUUUUCUGUAGCAAAGAGGAAAAGAAUGAUACAGGUGUUCUUGACAUGAGAAUUCAGUGACCCAGGAGAAUCAAGGACGUAUGGACUUUGAGACACUUUCUUUCUUGGGUGACAGUAACAACAACAACAAAAAAGUUACAUCCACUCGUUCUCACCCUCAAUGCUCCUCGACAUCUGACACCAAAACAUGGGCAGAGAUAUGACAAAGUUUGAAGAGCGAGAUAGUCCACUCAGGGUGAGUGGGUCAAACAAACGCAGGACUUUUGUCCAGGAGGCCACUGUUCAUUUCUGGUGUUAGAUGUUAACAUGUCAAGAGAUAGUCACGUGAGUUGUUUGUAUUGUUAGUCAAAUAUGGUAUUCACGAGCAUCGUAAAGUUAACAGCAACCACAUUUAUGUUGCCUAAACCUAAAUUGUUGUGUUGUUGAUCAGUCAAGUUAAUGUCAGCCAUACUCCUUUCCUAAUUUUAACUGAGUGGUUUUGUUGUCCAAACCAAUCUUUCUGUGAAGACGGAAGUUUAUUUUGAAAAGACACUACAUAAGGAAUCUCUCAUUUCUCAGGAAACACAAACUACUACAGAAUUUGCUUUUUUUGUAAUCACAAAGAUUAAUUAGUUAGUAUUUUAAAAACUACGGCUCCUGUGAAGUCUUUCCAGAUUAUCAGCAUGUUCAGACGUUCUUUCGAUAUCUACGCCAUUCGGUACUCCCUGUCCACCCUCAUAUUUGCAGCCAAUUGAUUGAUUUGGGCUUGUGGGGAAGAGUGCUCCUUGAAAGGUUGCUAAAUAGAAUUGUUUAAUAAAUAUUGAUAUAUAACCAUUGUGCAUACCACCAACUGUGUGGGGCUGGCUUGUUGGUAAUCUGUGGAAUUACAAAUUCCAAGAAGCCCAAAUUUUGACUUCACAUCUCAUUAUAGCUCCAUCGAAUAGCAUCAUUCCAACUAAAAGUCAGCAUACCCAGCAAAAGUGACUAUGAAUUUCAAUGGAAGCCAGGACUAUGGGUCAUAUCCAACUCGGCUACCCUUUAACACAAGCAUCGACUAUGAGGACUACUACCAGGAGCCUGAUGCCAGUAAAAUCAUCAUCCCAUCCAUCUAUGCUCUUGUCUGCUGUGUAGGUCUUACUGGCAACGCCAUGGUCAUCUACGUCAUUCUGAAAUACGCCAAAAUGAAAACAGCCACGAACAUUUACAUCCUCAACUUGGCGAUUGCUGACGAGUUGUUCAUGUUAAGUGUUCCCUUUCUGGCCAUAUCAGCUGCCGUCCGUCAUUGGCCCUUCGGGUCGCUGAUGUGUAGGUUGGUGCUCAGUGUAGAUGGUAUUAAUAUGUUUACAUCAAUCUUCUGCCUGACUGUGCUGAGUGUGGACCGAUACGUAGCAGUUGUCCACCCUAUCAAGGCUGCCCGCUACCGCAGACCGACUGUCGCCAAAGUAGUCAAUGUGUGUGUAUGGGGGCUGUCACUCAUAGUCAUCCUGCCCAUCAUCAUCUUCGCAGACACUGUCCCAGCACAGGAUGGUGGUGUAGAUUGUAACUUCUUGUGGCCUGAAUCGGCGUGGUCAGAAGCAUUUGUGGUGUAUACCUUCCUGUUGGGGUUUCUGCUGCCGGUUGGAGCCAUCUGCUUAUGCUACUGUUUAAUGGUGGCCAGGAUGCGAGCGGUGGGGCUGAAAGCAGGCUGGCUUCAACGGCGGCGCUCAGAGAAGAAGAUCACCCGCAUGGUGCUGCUAGUCGUGGCCGUGUUUGUUCUCUGCUGGAUGCCCUUCUACAUUGUCCAGCUUGUAAGCGUUUUCCACCGGCCCCCAGACCCUAUGGUCACUCAGCUUUUUGUCAUCCUCAGCUACGCCAACAGCGGCGCCAAUCCUAUCCUGUACGGCUUUGUGUCAGACAAUUUCCGUCGUUCAUUCCAGCGCAUUGUGUGUUUCCGGUGGAUGGAGUCUGGGCUGGAUGCGGAACAGGUGGAUUACUGUGCUGUAGCUUUGAAGAGACAAGCGGCGUGUAGCCCUCUGGAUUUUCCCAAGGACUGUAUGGCUUCUGAUAUGGUGUUUCGCAAUGGGACAUAUACCUCCCGUACAACCACAGUGUAACCAGGACCAGGGUUUAAGUAGCCACAACCUAUAAAGGUGGUUCCCCCCUUCGCGUUACACUUCGGAGAUUGAUAUUUAAUUUUAAUUUAUAUGUAUGUGAUAUAAAAAAUGUACAACAUGUUAACUACUUAAUGUCAGGAGACAUACGGAUUUUAGGACAUAGGUAAAGAAGUUGUGAAACCUUGACCAACUAAUGGAUGAGCAGAACAUGUACAGUUCAGCAGCUGUUCUGGCUGGCUGCUACGUUGAGAGGAAAAAUUGACUGAAUAAAAAAUAUGUACAUAAUUGUCAGAAACCCACCACUCAUUUUCAGUUUUUUUAUGUUAAAGCACAAGUGAAUGUAAGCACAACAUGAAAACCCUUUGUUCAUUUUGUUGUAAUUGUAAUUGUUUAUUUUCAGAUACACUCUAAUAAACCACCCCAAUGGCACACCCACAAUACCCAAAUUAUGCAGUUCACAGAUGUGUUUCAACAAUUUACAUUUAUUUUGGUCUGUAAGUAGUUACAUAAAAUAUAAGACAAAAUAACUAUUCCAAAUUAAAAUAAAGUAUGUGCUGCUCAUUAAUUUUUGUUUGUCUUUUUGACAAGAUACAGUUUUUAUUCACAAGUUAAUUCCAAUUAUUUCCACUUUUGCAGAUUUGUUUUUAAAUCACUGUUAUCACAUUCAAUGCAACGUAACACUGCUGAUCAAAUUAAAAGCCUGCACAAUUAAAGCCAGCAUGCUAUUCUGAUCAUACAUUUUCACUUAUAGAAUUAUAUAAUAAGUUAUAUUGGGUUUCUCCUAUUUUAAACAAUAUUGUGAUACUUUCAGAAUAAGAAUUAUGUUUUAAUGUAUACAACAUUUAUGGCAAUGUUUUGUGCCAAUUAAAAAAUACAAAUAUUUGAAUUCAAGAGCCUUUAUUUGAAUAAAAAGUGAUUUUGUUUAGAAUUCAUAAAUACACCAAAAUGUAAUAAAUGCACCCUUUCAAUUUACACAAUUUAUCAUGAGCUUACUUAAUGAUUAUACAUUCAGUUGUAGUCAAAAUCACCAAACCAAAGGUUUUCAUUUUAUUUCCACAUUAUCCAUUAGUUGUUUAACAUUAUUAGCAGGACAAAACACAUGUUUAUCAUCUUCAAAUGAAAUAAUCGUUUCUGUCUGUUCAGGAAACCACCCAUAAUCAGUUCUGUCAAAAUACAUAAUGAUGGACAAAACACAAGCUGUGAUAGAAUUUGGGUGCAAUUGGGUAUUAUAUAGAAUCAGGAUCUCAAACUAAAUACCUUAUUAAUUCACUUUCAUCAUUGCAAUUUCCAUAGGAUGGCCAUUUUACUGAACCAACAGUUUAAAUGUCACCACAUGUUCAAAUCUCUCUAUCAAACUUUAAAUGUAAUUGAUUUAGUCUCUCUGGUAUGUAGUUUUGUUCAACACAAAGUUCAAUAUAAAACUGUUCAAUUAUUUCUGGUUAAAUACAACCAAGCUUAAUGUAAUAGUGUGCUAGAGUUAGUCUUAUGAUUCAAUAGUAUAAAAAGAACACAUAGGCCUGGGGUGAUGUACUGGUUGGAUCUGGAUAUCUCGAGAUAAGUGAAAGGUUAAAUUAUUAAUAUGUGUCACUUUCUCCCGGAUUUUUAAAUACUGUUAGAUUUGUUCUUUGUACGUUUCUGUAUUUGCUGUAUCUAAAUUUGUUAAUUGUUCAUUGGUAGAUCCGUUUGAAUUUAAUUUGAGGUUUGUCUUUGCAAACGUUGAGCCAGAGUUGUUUUGCUUGUGGAUGUGAAAGAAAUGGCUGAAAAAUAUGUAGUAAAGUAUAUGUUGAGUUCAUGCUUCUAAAUUACAACGGCUCAC